AUGCCCACAGGUUCUGCAAUAACCGCUCCAUCGCCGUCGUCGCCGCCCGCCGUUUACUACGCGCCGGCUGCAGCGCCGUCAGCUGCUCCCUCGUCAGCGCGCCGCCGAUCUCGCGAAGUCACCGCCGGUGCCAAUAAACAGGCCUCAGCCACCUCUGAUGAAUUCGAUGUGCCCUUGCAAGUAAACGCGGACAUCCAGUAUAUCUGGAUGCAAUGGGCUGAUUAUACCGCAACAGUCAGGGUACGCAUGUUCCCCAUCGAUGACUCCAACACAUACCAUGGGGACAGCAUUUGA
Penicillium mononematosum is the source of this 294-nucleotide messenger RNA. RefSeq lists its product as uncharacterized. NCBI's taxonomy places the organism in Eukaryota, Fungi, Ascomycota, Eurotiomycetes, Eurotiales, Aspergillaceae. Bases 1 to 294 code for a protein of 97 amino acids. The record is from RefSeq and is a predicted model, not a curated record. The transcript has a single exon.